This is a messenger RNA of Rangifer tarandus platyrhynchus (Svalbard reindeer), 318 nucleotides long. Lineage: Eukaryota; Metazoa; Chordata; Mammalia; Artiodactyla; Cervidae. The record is from the annotation of a GenBank genome assembly.
AUGGGGCUCAGUGUGACCACUCAAUGUGGCGGCUCCGCUGAGCUCAGAGCCCUCUUUGUGCCGCCUCGAGUGGCCGUUGGGAGUGCGGCUGGGGACCUGCUGGCCGGUGGCUGUCCCCCGGGCCCUCCUCAGCCGGCGCUGGAGGCCAGCCCAACCCUGCUCCGCAGCCCUGAACACACGAGCACUUUCCAGCCUCAGGCCUUUGCUUGGGCUAGACCCACACUCGGAACGCAAGCACCCCUCCACUGGCUCGUCUUUCUCUCCACUGAGUCCCUGUGGUCUAGACUGAGCCACAGGGCCCCAGGAACCCUGCUCUGA